Messenger RNA from Peromyscus californicus insignis, 1161 nucleotides. RefSeq names its product nerve growth factor (gene Ngf). Gene Ontology annotation, biological process: nerve growth factor signaling pathway; cell surface receptor protein tyrosine kinase signaling pathway; memory. The transcript is spliced from 3 exons. Lineage: Eukaryota; Metazoa; Chordata; Mammalia; Rodentia; Cricetidae. The record is from RefSeq and is a predicted model, not a curated record. Bases 270 to 995 code for a protein of 241 amino acids. Gene Ontology annotation, molecular function: nerve growth factor receptor binding; growth factor activity.
AGCCUGGAGAGAGGGAUGCGCGCGUUGCGAGCGCGCUGGGGUGGCGGAGCAGUAGCCCGCGCGGUAGAGGGCGAGUGCAGAGCGCGCCGGCUGGGGAGUGCGCAGAGUCCCGAGAGUGCCACGCUGCCCCUAGAGUUCUGGCCUGUGGUCGUGCAGUCCAGGGGGCUGGAUGGCAUGCUGGACCCAGGCUCACCUCAGUGUCUGGGCCCAAUAAAGGCUUUGCCAACGACGCAGCUUUCUAUCCUGGCCAUUCUGAGGUGCAUAGCGUAAUGUCCAUGUUGUUCUACACUCUGAUCACAGCUUUUUUGAUCGGCGUACAGGCAGAACCAUACACAGAUAGCAAUGUCCCAGAAGGAGACUCCGUCCCUCAAGCCCACUGGACUAAACUACAGCAUUCCCUUGACACAGCCCUCCGCAGAGCCCGCAGCGCCCCUGCGGCACCAAUAGCCGCCCGCGUGGCAGGGCAGACCCGCAACAUCACUGUGGACCCCAGACUGUUUAAGAAGCGGAGGCUCCGCUCGCCCCGUGUGCUGUUUAGCACCCAGCCCCCACCCACCUCUUCGGACACUCUGGAUCUGGACUUCCAGGCCCAUGGUACAAUCUCCUUCAACAGGACUCACAGGAGCAAGCGCUCAUCCACCCACCCCGUCUUCCACAUGGGGGAGUUCUCCGUGUGUGACAGUGUCAGUGUGUGGGUUGGGGAUAAGACCACAGCCACGGACAUCAAGGGCAAGGAGGUGACGGUGUUGGGCGAGGUGAACAUUAACAACAGUGUAUUCAAACAGUACUUUUUUGAGACCAAGUGCCGAGCCCCCAACCCCGUUGAGAGUGGAUGCCGGGGCAUUGACUCCAAGCACUGGAACUCAUACUGCACCACAACCCACACCUUUGUCAAGGCCUUGACGACAGACGACAAGCAGGCUGCCUGGAGGUUCAUCCGGAUAGACACAGCCUGUGUGUGUGUGCUCAGCAGGAAGGCUGCAAGAAGAGGCUGACCUGCCUGCCGGCAGCCCACUUCCCCACCUGCCCCCUCCACACUCUCCUGGGCCCCUCCCUACCUCAGCCUGUAAAUUAUUUUAAAUUAUAAGGACUGCAUGGUAAUUUAUCGUUUAUACAAUUUUAAAAGUCAUUAUUUAUUAAAUUUUCAAAGCAUCCUGUGUA